Molecule: messenger RNA, 5590 nt
Organism: Notolabrus celidotus (New Zealand spotty)
Lineage: Eukaryota; Metazoa; Chordata; Actinopteri; Labriformes; Labridae
Gene: tnfaip3
Product: tumor necrosis factor, alpha-induced protein 3
Exons: 9
Coding region: 395-2878 (827 amino acids)
Biological process (GO): protein K33-linked deubiquitination; cell migration; cytoskeleton organization
Cellular component (GO): cytoplasm; nucleus
Molecular function (GO): zinc ion binding; cysteine-type deubiquitinase activity; DNA binding
Source: RefSeq, a predicted model, not a curated record
GAGAGAGAGAGAGAGAGAGAGAGAGAGAGAGAGAUGGGUGGACGGAAAGUCCCCGUGUGGAAAUCCCCAUUGUGGUUUUUUGUUUUUUUUUAAACUAUCGCUUGCGGACCUCUGUACUCUUUGAAAGGCUUCGCAAGCUGCGAGGACUCAAAAUCAUCUCUGAUAGUGAAGGAAAGAGGAGGUUGAAUGGCGCCGAGCACCGCAGCGGUGAGGCUGAGUGAAGUGGCUGAGAGAGGACUAGCCUGAGCAUCCGGGAGGGCUUUGUUAUUACCCCGACAUAUUACACAGUUACCACGUUGUUCGGUAGGCGGUUGGUGCCUCCUCCUCCUCCUCCUCCUUCUCCUUGUUCCUAUUCCUCCCCUCCGUCCAUCCGCCCAGCCAACACGCAUCCGCCAUGUCGCAGGGUCAGAACUUCCUCCCCAAAUUCCUGUUUGUCUCCAACCUGCUGAAGGCGGUGAAGAUCCGACAGCGAGUGCCCAACGACGUGGUGAAGCCGGCUGCCACGGCCGGCCUGAUGCACCACCUGCGGGGGAUGCACAGGUACACGCUGGAGAUGAUCGCCAUGAACCACUUCCCGCAGGCCUUCAGGGAGGUGGUGCAGGCCGCCAUCCUGGACAGAGCCAUGCAGGCCUCACUGGAGCAGGAGAAGAAGCUGAACUGGUGUCGGGAGGUGAAGAAGAUGGUGCCACUACGGACUAAUGGAGAUGGGAACUGUUUACUCCACGCGGCCUCACAGUACAUGCUGGGUGUUCAGGACACGGACCUGGUGCUUCGAAAAGCUCUCCAUGGGGUUUUGAAAGAGACCGACACUGGCGUCUUCAGAGCUCGUUUCCAGGCUGAGCUGCUCGGGUCCCAGGAGUUCACCCAGACGGGACUCCGAUACACCACCAUGAACUGGGAGGAAGAGUGGGAAAAGAUUGUGAAGAUGGCGUCUCCUGUCUCCAGUAGCAACGGCCUCCAGUUUGACUCUCUGGAGGAUAUUCAUAUCUUCGUCCUCUCAAACAUUCUCCGCAGACCUAUCAUCGUCAUUGCAGACCAGGUGGUCAGAAGUAUGAAAUCUGGCUCCUCUAUCUCUCCUCUGAAUGUGGGUGGGAUUUAUCUGCCUCUACACUGGCCGCCCACGGAGUGCUACAAAUACCCAAUCGUGCUUGGCUACGACUCCCAACACUUUGCUCCCCUCAUCACUAUCAAAGACAGUGGUCCAGAGAUCAGAGCAGUACCUCUGAUAAACCCAGGACGAGGGGGCUUCGAGGAGCUGAAGGUUCACUUCCUAAUGGAGAAAGAACAGACGCAGAAAGAGAGGCUCCUCAAAGACUACUUGCUACUGAUGGAGAUCCCUGUCAUAGGCUUGGGCUACGAUGCUACACGGAUCAUCAAUGCUGCACGUCUGGAUGAGGGGAACCUCCCAGAGGAUAUGAACCUAAUGGAGGACUACCUACAGCUUGUCAACCAUGAGUACCAGCGAUGGCAGGAGGACAAGGAGCAGGCGUGGGCUGCCCAGCCGCAGCGCCCACCACCCUUCUCCGUCUCCCAGCUCUCCCUCAUCGAGAUCCGCUGUGCCACUCCCCGAUGCACCUUUUACGUCUCUGUGGACACGCAGCCUCAUUGCCACGAGUGCUUUGAGAAGCGGCAGGCCACCACUGGAGGAGGGGCAAGGAUAGAGGGUGUAGUGCAGACCAAGGGAGGAGGCGUACAAGGUGGAGUUGGCGUAAUAGUGGGAUCAGAGACUGAGGUGAGCUCCAGAGGAGCACGAAGCAGCAGCCCGCCAUCCUCCUCGACUGGGAGAGGGGUGGCAUUAUCCAGCCCCCGCUCAGCCCCACCCACAGCUCCCAGCCUCAGCCUGUACAGUGAAACUCAUGCCAUGAAGUGCAAGACACCUGGCUGCCUCUUCACCCUCAGCGUGGAGCAUGAUGGACUUUGUGAGCGCUGCUUCAACUCCAGGCAGAACCAUGGGCCCCCUGGAGCUGGAACGGCUGCCACAGCACUCCCAGGACCCAAUGGGGGGCCUACAGUUCCUCACCCGGGCCAGGGCUCUGGCUGGACUCAGUGGGGUGGGCGUGAGACAGAGGCAGAGCGCUGCAGCAUGUGCAGACAAGAGGCGUUCAGGGUAUUUAAUGGCCUGUGUCCACCCUGCAUGCAGAGACAGCAGGCUCCAGAGAGGGGAGAGCCACAGCAGAACAACCCCAGGACUGAGGCCUCGUCUUCAGCUUGGACCCAGGCCAGGGAUGCUGAGCGGCCGUGCCUCACCCUAACCCCGGGUCACACCUCAGCCUGGCAAACCCCUCUGGCCCGGCCUUGUAAAAGAUCUGGCUGUCAGUUCUUUGGGACGCCAGAGAAGCUGGGUUUCUGCACUAUUUGCUACGUAGACUAUCAGACCAACCACCAUAUGACCCCUCCACCUCCUCCAGUCCAGACCCGGCACGGUUUGGAGGCAGGCUUUCAGAACGCAACCCGGUGUCGUGGGCCUAGCUGCGGUGCGGUUGGCAAGACGAUGCUGGAGGGCUACUGCGAUAAGUGCUACGUCAAGGAGCAAAGCGCACGACUCAACCAGGUGGCACAUCGCACACCACACUCCCCUCCUUUAGUCGUGCGUGACAGAGCAGUCAAACCCAGAUCUUCGCAGCAAUCCCAGACCCAGACCCAGACUCAGACUCAGUGCCGGCGGAGUGGCUGCAGUAAUGUGUCCCCAGGUUGCACAGACCUCUGCCCAGAGUGCCACACACGAGGCCAGGGCAGAGAGGCGGGCAGGCGGGCGCAGGCGCCCAAGGAAAAGUCUAAGCAGCGGUGCCGGACGCAGGGCUGUGACCACUACGCCAACCAAGAAAAACAGGGCUACUGCAACGAGUGUGACCACUUCAAACAGAUUUACCGCGGCUGACCACAUGCGCAUCCACGCAUGAACCAACAGUGAUGACUCAUCGCUAACACGCUAGAGCUGCUGCCCUGCUGUGGGCGCCCCAUGCCAGUCAAUGCACCUCUGAAACUAACUAACCAACUAACUAACUAGCUAGUGACUAACUAGUAACCUUAUGGCCUGAAAAUCAAACCCCCCAUGUAGAAUGUGAAGAGAGAGUGUCUGUACGUGGGGGGUGGGGAGGGUGGGAGGGUGGGAGAGUGUGUGUGUGUGUUUUCACAGUAGACAUGGCCUCCAGAAUACCUCUUUGUGCAAUUAUUAUCAUCUGCUGUGCCCAGUGCACUUAAAUGGUGAGAGGUUUGGCUUCAUGUCAGAGCAACUGACUUAACUCUUGUGUACAAUAUGUAUUUAGAGGUACGUGUUGAAUCGUGCCGGACAAAAUGAUUGUAUGUUGACAUAACAAGAAGCAUCUGACAUUGCUUUUUAGACCACAGCCAAGGAUUUUUACCCCUCGUCUGUCUGUUUGUCUGUCUGUCUGUCUGUUGUAACCCAACUGUGUACCUGUCUGCCUGUCUGUCUAGCAGUGCUCUGUAGAGUGAGGGAUACAGGAGUUAGAAAAGCCUGGCAACAAAUCUAUGGAAGUACAUAGCAGUAGUGAGCUAAACUGGGCCAAAGCAAAGCUAAAGAAGUGCUUGAAAGCAAUUUUUUAAUCUCAGUUGUCCUCCUACAAAAUGAACAAAACUUAGCCAAAAAAGGCUCUUACAAUCAACAUUGUGUAACGAUCAAGUAUGAAUUUCUUCCAUUAGUCAGUCGAUAGCACUGUUGAUAUUUUUAGCCAAAUUUACCUUAGUAUUUUUACAUAUCUUUUAUACAAGAUGACAUGGUAAAUUGCUAGAUAUGGAAAGUGAGACCAUGUGUCUAAAGAUUGCAUGACAGACAGGGCAGGCCCCUGCUAGUUUUGGUGCUACAUGUACAGAAACACAAGCCUCUCCAUUGUAGCCAACAUGCUGGCGGUGUCAGUGGACAGAAGGUAGAGAGCACAGUGGAGACAGGACUCAUUCUCUUUCUAUUCUCUCCCUGUCCUUCCUUUUUAUCCUCCCUCCUCCCCCUCCAAAACAGAUCUGUUGCCUUGGACGUUGUUUUCCUGUUUACUGACCACUUAAGCACCUAGAAAUGCAUAGAUAUACAAACCUAUACAUACGCACACAAAUGUAGUAGCUCCAGUUCUGUCAGAAGGGGAUUGCAAGCUCAAAAGAGAACUAAGACCAUAAUGAAGGGAGAAGUCUGGAUGACUAUCCACCUUACCACCACAUGCACACAUAUGCACACACAUGCACAUGAAAACACAGCUCUGUGAGAUUGUACUCGCCCCAACCCCAACCCCAACCCGUGGUGAUGUGUAGGUAAACAAACCUGUAGAGCAAUGCAUUCCCCUCUGCUCCACCCACUGGAUGUGCCAAGGCGACAACUUCAAAACUUCAUAGAGCAAUCCCAUUGCCUGCUUUGGCUAAUCUUCUUCAUCUGAAUGUGUUUUGUGCUGCUGCUUCAACAUCACACUAUUGGGGCUGAUCCUCGAUAAGUUUUGCCUUUAAGUAGUGAUUGAAAUUCUAUGGACCAGAGGGGCCUGAUCAGGGAUCCUGGAUCAGUGCCCCCACCUAUAAAAUGCUUUUGUGAAUAUGGAUCUUGGUCCAUAUUUUUAGGACCUUCCAACCCGAUGCCUCAUCUGCAAGACACACACACACAUACACAAACACACUCAACGCACGCAUGCGUGCGUCUGGAAUACGCAAAACUGACAUUCCUGAUUUUUUCUAUUUGUUUUGGGAUUUUUUUUAAUGUAUUUUGAUAUAUUUGGUUUUGUUUUUGCCAAAAAAAAAACAUGUGCCAUCAAUCGCCAGACAGUUGUUGUUACCUCCUUAAAAAUGGCCAGCCUGGACCAUUCUGAACUAACAAGAGCACCACAGGUAGACAUCUCCAAUUCUGUCUCCACAGACUGCAACUUAUCAAGCUCUCUCAUGUUGAAAAUCCCCAAAUGGGCUCCAUCUCUUUACAAGUACCUAUUUUAUCCAGAUACAAAGAUAUAUUUAUCUAUUUGAGAAAACCUCAAGCCUAAAACAUUUAUCAGACUCACUGAAAUGUGAUUUCAACAGAAACAGUAAUUCCCCUUGUACUUCUACUGAAGAACUCUACUGCUGUACUCAGAUGUCCAUCUGUGGCUCUAGUUAGAGAAGCAUAGACAAACAGGCUCUUGGUCUGCCUUUUCAUUCAACUGUAUCUAAAGCUGUCGGGCCGGCCCAGGUGUUGACGGCCUGUACGUAGAUCUCUGUGUGCUUUAAUCACCUCUAGACAAACCUUAAUCAAUUAAAGGCCAAUUAGUGGUCAGCUCAUUAUGACCCCUUAACAAGGUUUGGGGCGUUGACUGAGUCUGACUGGGAGGAGAUCACAUAAGUUGCACAUAACUUGUCUAAGCUGCUGAGGCAUUUAGGAAUGGUACUCCGACCUGCUUAGGGACAUUCCAACAGUAGGAAGAGCAUCAGUUUAAGAGCAGAAGGUGUAACAAAACAUGCAAACUGUGUGGAAGUUUCUUUGUGUGAUCUUUCGACAAUAGGGUAUUGUAUGAAAAAGCCUGGUUUUAUUUGUUAAGUAUUUAUUCAUAUCAAGAUAUCUGUAUUGUGUGAUUCAAUAAUUAUUUAUAUGUCGUCCUGAAAUGAAUUAUUUUUAUUAAGAAAUCUGAAA